CGGAGGCGGCGGCGGCGGCGGCGGUUGUUGUGAGGCUGGAACCCGGAACUGCCUCGGCGGCCGACCAAACAAACCUCAGUCUCUCUUGGCCCUUGGCGACGCCUUCUCGGCUGCUGAGCAUGAAGGGCCGAGCUGAGGACGGGGCGCCUCGCGGGGAGUGAACCACCACCGGCGAGCCGCUAGUUGCGUUACGGGCAGGAGAAGCCCCAUGAGGAAGCCGAGGCCGCGGUUCCAUCAACAAAGACACAAUGCUUGAGUCGUAUGUGACUCCUAUUCUAAUGAGCUAUGUGAAUCGCUACAUUAAGAACUUGAAGCCUUCUGAUCUACAGCUAUCACUCUGGGGAGGAGAUGUCGUUCUUAGCAAGCUUGAGUUAAAACUUGAUGUACUUGAACAGGAGCUGAAACUACCAUUUACAUUUUUAAGUGGACACAUUCAUGAACUGCGCAUCCACGUACCAUGGACAAAGCUUGGUUCCGAGCCAGUUGUGAUUACAAUAAAUACAAUGGAGUGCAUUUUGAAGCUGAAGGAUGGAGUCCAGGAUGAUCAUGAAAGCUGUGGUUCAAGUUCAACAAAUCGUAGUACCACGGAAAGUGCAAAAGCAGCAGUGAAACCAAGAAGAAUUCAACAGACUACUCCUGACCCAGAUUUACCACCAGGCUAUGUACAGAGUUUGAUCUGGCGGGUUAUAAACAAUGUCAACAUUGUCAUCAAUAAUCUCAUACUCAAAUAUGUGGAGGAUGACAUUGUUUUGUCAGUCAAUAUCACUUCAGCAGAAUGUUACACAGUGGAUGAAUUUUGGGAUCGAGCAUUCAUGGACAUAUCUGCAACCGAUUUGGUCCUAAGGAAGGUGAUAAAUUUUUCUGACUGCACGGUUUGCCUAGACAAAAGAAACGCUAGCGGCAAGAUUGAAUUUUAUCAAGAUCCCCUGCUUUACAAGUGUUCGUUCAGAACUCGUCUGCAUUUCACUUACGAUAAUCUUAAUUCUAAGAUGCCAUCCAUUAUUAAAAUCCACACUUUAGUAGAAACCCUGAAGCUCUCCAUUACUGAUCAACAACUCCCUAUGUUUAUUCGAAUAAUGCAACUUGGAAUUUCACUCUACUAUGGAGAAAUAGGCAACUUUAAAGAUGGAGAAAAUGAAGACUUGGUUUGUCACACUAAGGAUGUUUUGGGGAACAUCUCAGGUGCAGAAGAUGAAAUAGGCCAUGAUAUGCAAUAUAUUUCUCCAGAAUCUUAUGUUCAACAAGAUGAUGAUCAACAGCAGGGAUGGGUGUCAUGGGCCUGGUCGUUUGUACCUGCUAUUGUGGGUAAUGAUGAUGAAGAGGGAGACUUUCUUGGAACAGAUGAUGGAACGACAAUGAAUCAGCAUAAAUCGCCAGCAGUUAAAGAUCCCAUUGUUUCUAUAGGAUUUUAUUGUACAAAGGCUACUAUUACCUUCAAGCUCACAGAAAUGCAAGCUGAAAGUAGCUAUUACAGCCCACAGAAAGUAAAAUCGAAAGAAGUAAUAUGCUGGGAGCAAGAAGGAACUACAGUAGAGGUCCUCAUGAGUGGAGAACCUUUCUUUGAUUGCCAAAUAGGCUUUGUUGGUUGCCAAGCUCUUUGUCUCAAAGGAAUUAUGGGAAUUAAAGAUUUUGAGGAGAAUAUGAAUAGAAGUGAUGCGGAGGCCUACUUUUUCAACUGUGGUGAAAAUCUGAGCACAAAAGGGAUGACAUACCUUACCAAUUCACUAUUUGAUUACAGAAGCCCUGAGAACAAUGGUGUUCAUGCAGAAUUCAUUUUGGAUGCAGCCGCUCAUAAGGAGAUGUACACAGAGAUAGCUGGAAUGCAGAGGUUUGGGGCUUUCUACAUGGAUUAUCUGUACACAAUGGAAAGCACCAGUGGCAAAGUUUUAGUGUCUGGAAACCAGCCAGAUGUGACUUCAGUAAAGAGUGAAGACUUUGGCCAUGCUCAGGAGAUGUCUACAAAAACCCUUAUUGUGGGCCCUCUCAGUCUUCGGCUUGACAGCAGUGCAGUGCACAGGAUUAUGAAAAUGAUUGUUUGUGCUCUGGAACAUGAAUAUGAACCAUAUAGCAAGUCUAAGCAAGAUUCUGUAGAUGGAAGUAAAGCUAUGCCAAGCCUAGAAGAAGUAGCAGCUUUGGAAGAAUAUAUUCCAACUCGGAUCACAAACUUCACAAUUCUGAAAUGCACUGUGACAAUCCCUAUGGCUGAAUUCAACUUGCUGGGCCACUUGUUGCCUGUUAUCAUGGGUCAAAAGAGUUCAAGCAGCCUCUUAAAUACUACAAAUCUUCAGCCUUUGCGUCCUCUGCCUUGUAUCCAAAUACUGGUGGACAAAAUGGCCCUGGAACACUCCAUGCCAAUGUAUGCUGAACAACUUGUGCAGACUGUCAGCAGCCUUAGCCAGCCAUCUGAUAACUUACUUCACUAUUGUUACUCACACUGCUAUCUUAAGAUAUUUGGUUUUCAGGCAGGGCUGUCAUCACUGGAUAUUAAUGGAUCUUACAACUCGCCAGUUUCAGUUGUUUCUCCAUUCAGUACUGCUGUUUAUGGCAAAAUGCUUAAGCUUCCUAACUACUGGUCCAAGCGUUCUCAUGUUGCAGUGGAAGAAUGUAUAUUUGAGCUUCCAAGUCUGACAAUUCAAGCAACAAGAGCCCAGACCUUCCUAAUGCAAGCUAUUUGGCAGAGUUGGGCUUAUACUGGAAAUGUUAGUUCACCAGUUGUGAAUGAAGCUUUAGUGAAUGAAGUCUUCCAACCAUCAGGUGUGAAAUCUAAGAAUCCCCUGCCAACUCUUGAGGGCUCAAUCCAGAAUGUUGAAUUGAAGUACUGCAGCACAUCAUUGGUCAAAUGUGCCUCUGGGACCAUGGGAUCAAUAAAAAUUUGUGCCAAAGCCCCAGGGGAUGGUGGAAAGGAGAAGCUGAUCCCUUUAAUUCAAGGCCCAUCUGAUACCAGAGAUUUAUACAGCAGCAAAUGGCUUAAUGAAAGCAGAAAGCCAGAGUCUCUCCUUGCUCCAGAUUUGUUUGCCUUCACAAUUCAGAUCCCUCAACAUAAAGACUACAGCUACAGUUCUGGAGCUGUGCUUUUGGCCAGCAUGCAGGGAUUAACAGUCAAUAUCGAUCCAAUUUUAUAUACUUGGCUCACGUACCAGCCUCAGAAGCGAAGCAGCAGACCGAUGCAGCAGCAGUCUGGAUCUGUUUCUCUGGGGACACCAGUGACUAGGAAAAAAGAGGAUGAGGUAUCAGUUGGAAGUAUGCCUUUGGCUAAACAGCAAUCAAAUCAGGCCUCUGAAUAUGCCAGCAGCCCUGUCAAAACAAAAACUGUAACAGAAUCACGACCUUUAUCAAUUCCAGUGAAAGCCAUGCUGAGCUCAUAUGAAAGCUGCAGCAGAAGUCCUGAGGAAAAGAUGAAAGAAUUUAUCGGUGUAUUGUGGAAUGCAGUCAAGCGCCUUACACUUCAGCUUGAAGUUCAGUCCUGCUGUGUGUUCAUUCCAAAUGACAGCCUGCCGUCUCCUAGUACAAUUGUGUCUGGAGAUAUUCCUGGGACAGUCCGCAGUUGGUAUCAUGGGCAGGCUAGCAUGCCUGGAACUCUUAUUCUUUGCUUACCUCAGAUAAAGGUUAUGAGUGCUGGCCACAAGUACAUGGAGCCUUUGCAAGAAAUUCCCUUUGUUGUGCAAAGACCAGUUCUCGAAGAAGGUGAUGCUUUCCCUUGGACAAUUAAUCUGAAUCAUUUUAGCAUAUAUACUCUUCUUGGGCAGCAAAUGACCCUGAAUAUAAUAGAACCAAUGGGCUGCACUUCUACUCUAGCAGUUACGUCGCAAGCGCUACCUGCUGCAGGACCUGAAUCCAGGCACUCAUUCUUUGUGUGUCUUCAUGUUGAUCUUGAAUCUCUUGAAGUAAAAUGCUCAAAUCCUCAGGUGCAGCUGCUGUAUGAACUAGCAGAUAUAAUGAACAAAGUCUGGAAUAAGAUUCAGAAGAAGGGUAUUUUGCACCACUCUCCAGCUUAUACAGAAUCCACUUCAGGACCUGCACCUCCAGGCUCCCCUGUCAAAAGUAGUGUUGGGACAGCUCCACCAGAUACCAGCACAUGUAGCCCAUCUGCUGACAUUGGGACAACUACAGAGGGUGAAUCUCUACAAGGUGGUGAUGAUUCUCCGUUCUCAGAUUCUGUUACCUUAGAACAAACAACAAGCAAUAUUGGCGUAUCAAGUGGACGUGUUAGCUUAUGGAUGCAAUGGAUGUUGCCAAAACUCACUGUAAAGUUAUUUGCACCAGAUCCAGAAAGUAAAGGAACAGAAAUAUGUGUUGUUGGUGAAUUAGAAGACCUCAGUGCCUCAAUAGAUGUACAAGAUGUCUACACUAAAGUCAAAUGUAAAAUAGAAAGCUUCAAUAUUGAUCACUACAGAAACAGCUUUGGGGAAGACUCUUGGUCUCUGGGGAAAUGUGGAGGUGUCUUCCUUUCCUGUACUGACAAGCUGAACAGACGUACAUUGUUGGUUCGACCCGUCAGCAAGCAGGACCCUUUCAGUAACUUCUCUGGCUUCUUUCCCUCUGCAACUGCAAAACUUUUGGAUGGUUCUCAUCAGCAACAUGGAUUUCUGUCACUGACUUACACAAGGGCAGUCACAAAAAAUGUCCGUCACAAAUUGAUUUCAAGAAAUGAGCGAAGAACUUCGCAUAAAUUAUCAGAAAGUUUCACUGAUGGUUCUCCUCAUUUCCUUCAUGAGAUUCUUCUCUCAGCUCAAGCAUUUGAUGUUGUCCUCUGUUUUCCUUUUCUCAAUGCAAUUGCAAGUAUAUUUCAGGCAAAACUGCCAAGAAGCCAAAAAGAGAAAAGAAAAUCACCAGGCCAACCUAUGAGGACUCAUAUUCUCACAUCUCGGAACUUGCCGCUUAUUUAUAUCAACACUGGGGUAAUCAGAAUCUUUUCCCCCAAAAUGGAGGAAUUGCAGCACAAUAUUGAAGAUAAAAAGACGAAUAAGGAAGAUACUUUGGUACUUAAAAUUGGCUCUGUAUCGAUGGCUCCUCAGGCUGACAAUCCUCUUAGUAGAGCUGUGCUGAGGAAAGACAUUUACCAGAGAGCACUGAAUCUGGGGAUUCUUCGUGAUCCUGGAUCAGAGGUGGAAGACAGACAGUAUCAAAUAGACCUCCAGUCCAUCAACAUUGGUACUGCUCAGUGGGAUCAGUUGAAGCCAGAGAAGGAGAAUGGUAAAGAAAGGACAGUGCCAGAGAAUGAAAGGAAUUCUCAGAAUCCAGCACUUGAGUGGAAUAUGGCUAGUAGCAUCAAGCGGCAUCAAGAACGAAGAGCUAUUUUAACUCCAAUUUUAACAGACUUUACAGUGCGAAUAACUGCAGCUCCUGCCAUAAUUUUCACAAAAGUAAUCUCACCAGAGAAUUUGCAUACAGAGGAAAUUUUAGUAUGUGGCCAUUCUUUGGAAGUGAAUAUGACAACAAGCCUGGAUUUCUUCCUCAGUGUGGCUCAAGUACAACUCUUACAGCAGUUAAUACAGUCUAAUAUGGUUGGACUGGAACCAUCCAAUAAAGCUGCAGAGGUUUCCAAACAGGAACAGAAAAAAAUGGAUACAUCUGAUGGAGGAAUGAUUGAAACAUCUUCACGUUACAGUGGAGCCCAAGACAGUGGCAUUGGCAGCGACAGUGUUAAAAUCAGAAUAGUCCAAAUAGAACAACACAGUGGUACCAGCCAUCACCGCAUUGCCCGUCCUUCUCGGCAAUCUUCUAUUGUGAAGAACCUGAACUUCAUUCCCUUUGAUAUUUUUAUUACAGCAAGCCGAAUAUCCUUUAUGACUUACUCAUGUGCCACCUUACCUAAAUCAAAAUCGUUGGAAGAUCACAAAGAUGGAGAGAAAGUGGCCAAAACUUCAUUAAACCUUCCUGAAGCAAACUUGAGAGUUGAGCACGAUUUCAAGAAGCCUAGUGGAGCAGGCAUUUCAUCUGUGACAGCCGAUGAUCUAUUGAAUGCUAACAGUUCACUACCUUCUGGGAAAAAAGCAGGUCUUCUAUCUCUUGAAAGUCUUCAUGCUUCUACAAGAUCAUCCGCUAGGCAAGCCUUGGGCAUAACUAUCGUUCGACAGCCUGGUCGCAGGGGAACUAGUGACUUGCAGUUAGAACCAUUUUUGCACCUUGUCGUAUCCCAACCUUCUUUGAUCUUAAGCUGUCAUCAUAGAAAGCAGAGAGUGGAAAUAUCUGUGUUUGAUGCUGUCCUUAAAGGUGUAGCUUCAGACUACAAGUGCACAGACCCUGGAAAAACUCUCCCAGAAACUCUGGACUAUUGCAAGGCAUGGUUACAGACAGUGGCAGGGGAAAUCGAUGCUAAAAGCGGCAUCCCACCUCCUCUCAUCUCAUUGCAGAUUAAAGACUUCCUCAAUGGACCAGCUGAGAUAAAUGUGGAUAUAUCAAAGCCUCUGAAAGCAAAUUUGAGCUUUGUCAAGUUGGAUCAAAUAAAACAAUUUCUGAAAAAGAUCAGAGGCAAAAGUGAUGAUGAGACUCAGGAGGAAAAUGCUUCAGCAGCUGAUAGCCUUCCAAAGAAGGAUGACACAUUAACAUCCCAGUGUUACAAAUGCCAGAUUUCUGACUCUGAAGACCAUGGUGAUGGAGGACAAAAGGCAUCCCAAGAAAACUUAUGGAUGGGCAUUUCCUUUUGUCAGAAGGUUUCUAUCCACACCACUCAGAUUGUCAUUUCUAUGGAAACUCAUCCAGAUCCUAGGAAACCCUGCCUAUUAACAUCUUUAUCAAAUCUCAAUGGAAAUUUGAAUGUCAAAGCUAGCUCGAAGAGCAAAGGAAUAAUUAAUGGAUCGUCAUUUAUGCUUGACAUCAGUGAUAUCCUAAUUAAGACAAGUGUCCAAGAAAAAAGCAGAACUCUGGUUGGACCUGUUUGCUGCUCUGUCACUGUAGAAGCCAAAUGGUGUAAACAUAGUGGUAAUCCUGGUCCAGAGCUGUCAGUUCCAAAAGUCUAUGUUGAUGUGAGAGGUGGACUGAUGCAGGUUUUUUGGGGACAAGAGCAUUUGAACUGCUUACUUCUUCUGCAUGAACUUCUGCAAAGUUACCUUGUCCAAGAAGGCAAGAUGCACGGACAGAACACCGAUCAAGCACAUUUGGUGCAGAGUCCUACAGACAGGUGCCAGGGUUCUAAAACAGAGCAUACAUCGGACGAUCUGAGAACAGGCCUGUUUCAAUACAUACAAGAUACAGAUGCAGAGAAACUACCCAGUGCCUAUGAAGUUGUGUUUUACAAUGAAACAGAGGAUAACCCAGGAAUGAUGUUAUGGAGAUACCCAGAACCCAGAGUGCUCACACUUGUGAGAAUCACUCCUGUUCCCUUUAAUACCACUGAAGAUCCUGAUAUCAGUACUGCAGACCUGGGAGAUGUUCUUCAGAUUCCCUGCAGUUUGGAAUACUGGGAUGAGCUCCAGAAGUCAUUUGUUGCUUUCAGAGAAUUCAGCCUAUCAGAAAGCAAAGUUUGUGAGCUGCCACUGCCUAAUAUCAACUUAAUGGUUGACCAAAAAGAGCUUGUAGCCUCAGAUCUUUGGAGGAUUGUCUUGAACAGCAGCCAGAAUGCAGGGGAUGACCAAAGCUCUGAAAGCGAAUCGGGCUCACAAAGUGCGUGUGAUCAGCUUGUAACUCCUACUGCACUAGCAGCCUGUACCAGGGUGGACUCCUGUUUUACCCCUUGGUUUGUGCCUGCCAUUGGCGUUUCAGUUCAGUUUGCUCAUUUGGAACUUCACCUUUGCCACCAUCUGGAUCAGUUGGGCACAGUGCCACCAAAGUUCCUUCAUCCAUUUAUCUCUGAUAAAAAUGUGCCAUCUGAACUAGAAUACUUGAUCAUUUCUUUCAAAGAACCACACAUCUAUCUAAGGCAAUGGAGUGAUGGAUCCAUCUUCAAGGAGAUCCAGUUUUCUACUAGGAUUGACUGCAAACUGUUGGAAUACCGAAAUGUAACAAUGCAGGAUGUUGUGAAGCCCUUUGGUGUCCUUGGACAGAUUGCUAUUUCUGGCAAUUUAGCGGAAAAGAUACUGGAUGGAAAUGUGAUGGUGGAUCCCAUAUUUAUAAGCUUUGGGCAACAUGCUAUUCACUCCCUGCAUAAAACCAUCCAAGCUUGGCAACAGAACCAGUGCCCUGAGGCAGAAGAGUUGGUCUUCAGCCAUUUUGUAAUCUGUAAUGACACACAGGAGACACUGCGGUUUGGCCAGGUGGAUACUGAUGAAAAUGUUUUGCUGGCUAGCCUCCACAGUCACCAGUACAGCUGGCGCUCUCACAAGUCCCCGCAGCUGCUACAUAUCUGUAUUGAAGGUUGGGGAAACUGGCGGUGGUCUGAGCCAUUCAGUGUAGAUAAUGCAGGAACAUUUAUCAGGACUAUUCAGUACAAGGGAAGGACUGCAUCACUUAUUAUCAAGGUCCAGCAGCUCAAUGGAGUACAAAAACAAAUAAUUAUUUCUGGAAGACAGAUUGUGUGUAGUUACCUCUCUGAUAGCAUUGAAAUGAAAGUUGUUCAGCAUUACACUGGGCAGGAUGGACAAGCAGUUGUAAAGGAACAUUUUGACUGCCUUGCACCCAAGCAGAAGCUGCCAUCGUAUGUCCUAGAAAACCAUGAACUAACAGAGCUGAGUGUGAAGGCUAAAGGAGAUGAAGACUGGUCAAGAGAUGUCUCUCUCGAGUCUAAAGACACUGAAUAUAGUACAGUCAUCCAGGUGCCAUCAUCAAACAAUUCCAUUAUUUAUGUAUGGUGCAUGGUUUUGACAUUAGAGGCCAAUUCUCAAGUACAACAACGAAUUAUUGUUUUCAGCCCUCUUUUUAUCAUGAGGAGCCAUCUUCCGGAUCCCAUCAUCAUACAUCUGGAGAAAAGGAGCCUGGGACUAAAUGAAAUGCAAAUUAUUCCUGGGAAAGGGCAAGAAAAACCAUUGCAAAAUAUAGAACCUGAUUUAACCCAUCACCUCACCUUCCAAGCCAGGGAAGAAGAUGAUCCUUCUGAAUGUGCAGUCCCCAUCUCAACAGCACUCAUUAAGCAGAUUGCCACCAAAUCAAAUGCAGGAGGCACUGCAAAUGAAAUACUUGCCGAUUUCUAUGGAUGCUGCAGCUCCCCCCAGUCUGUGUGGCCUUAUACUAAGAAAGAUUUUGUCAGCAGCGAACAGCUCACUCAGUGGGAUAGCCCAAUGCGAGUGAAACUGUCAGUGUGGAAGCCAUGUGUGAAAACGCUGCUGAUAGAACUCCUGCCAUGGGCUCUGCUGAUCAAUCACUCCAAGUGGGAUCUUUGGCUGUUUGAAGGCGAGAAGAUUGUCCUGCAGAUACCUUCUGGGAAAACAAUGAUACCUCCAAACUUUCAGGAAGCUUUUCAAAUUGGCAUAUACUGGGCGAACACUAACACUGUGCACAAGUCAGCAGCAGUCAAGCUGGUCCACAAUAUGACAUCACCCAAGUGGAAGGAUGGAGACAACGAGGAGGUGGUGACACUGGAUGAGGAAGGAUUUGUUGAAGCUGAGAUAAGACUUGGAGCCUUUCCAGGACACCAAAAGCUGUGUCAGUUCUGCAUUUCUUCUAUUGUUCAACGUGGUAUUCAGAUCCUGCAGAUUGAAGACAGGAGCAUCAUCAUCAAUAACACUCCAUACCAAAUAUACUAUAAGCCACAGCUAUCUAUUAUGAAGUCUCAACUAAGAGAGGAGUACUUACAAGUUCCAGACAGCAGUACAUUCAGCAUCUGCUCAGCUACAGAGACAGACACUGCCAAAGCAAGUUCUGUUGUUUUUUGGGACUUGAUUCCUGAUAUUACCCAGCCAGUUUCUGAUAUGCUCCCUCUUCAAAAGUACAUGUUGCUAAGCUUCAAACAUAGCAUUAAUUGCCGCACCAUUUCAUGUUGGAGCCCGCCAGCUGUCAUCCGGCAGGAAUUCCCAAGGCAGAGUAUAGCUAUACCCAUUGGAGGUAGAGCUGAAAAUGGAUUCUGCACCAGAGCUAUUGCGCUGACUUAUCAGGAGCAUCUUGGGGUGACGUACUUAACUCUAUCAGAAGAUCCUAGUCCUCGCAUAAUUAUCCACAACAGGUGUCCUGUCUCAUUGCUUGUGAAAGAGAACAUCAAAGACACACCAAAGUUUGAUAUUUACUGCAAGCAUGUUCCAGCUGAAAGCUCAGUACACCAUGAACUUUAUCAUCAAGUUUCCGGCUAUCCAGAUUGCAAAACCAAAGACCUGGUGCCCAGCAUCCUUUUGAAAGUUGUAUCAUCAGAGGAAUUAACAAAUGAAUGGAGUGAUUUUGUGGAUAUUAAUAACCAAGGCACACAGAUUGUGUUCUUAACUGGCUUUGGCUAUGUUUAUGUGGAUAUUGCUCAUCAGUGUGGAACAAUAAUUGUCACUUUAGCGCCUGAAGGAAGACCAGGACAACAGAUCAGUUUGAACAGAACUCAAGAGCAGAGCCUCCUUCUUAAAACGUUCAUCAGCCAGCUGAGCCUCACUGUAUAUGAUGACAUCACGAGCCCAAAAACAUCGUCUGAACUUUUGCGGUUCACAGUGGACCACAUUUACCUUCAUAUGGUUCCAGUUGCCAGCUACCUUAGGCCUCUCUCUCAUGAAUUUCACGGAGAGGCCACCAGUGGCCUUCAGCAGUUUUAUACCCUCCAUAUCUAUUGUGGAGACUUGCAGCUGGACAAUCAGCUGUACAACAAAUCCAAUUUCCAUUUUCCUGUCUUACUGUGCCAGGGAGAGAAAAAUGAAACCACACAGUGGACCAAAGUGCACAACCUCAUGGUAUCCAACAAAGAUCUGGAAGAAUAUAAUGAAAAUUCCUUCAUCAAACUCUGCCUCACUCUGUCGGAAGAGCAGAAUUUGCUGUUUCAUGUGAAUGACCUCAGCUUUGAAAUGAAACCAGCCAGGUUAUAUGUAGAAGACACAUUUGUUUAUUACAUUAAAACUUUAUUUGAGACCUACCUGCCAGACAGCAAAGGCAUUUGCCAUUCUGUAGAAGCCUCAGCUAUUAGCCGGAUACUUCCCGAAGCAGUAAGGCAGCAUGCAAAUGCUUUAGCCAAUCCAGUGAAAUUAAGGAAGUUAGCAAUCCAGCCGGUGAGCCUCUUGGUCAGCAUCCAUGCUUCCCUGAAGCUCUAUAUUGCUUCAGAUCACACUCCUCUCUCCUUCUCUGUGUUCGAACGAGGACCCAUUUUUACAACUGCCAGGCAGCUCAUUCAUGCAUUGGCCAUGCAUUAUGCUGCAGGAGCAUUAUUCAGAGCAGGAUGGGUUGUUGGAUCUCUGGAGAUUCUUGGCAGCCCAGCCAGCUUGGUAAGAAGCAUAGGGAAUGGAAUUGCCGAUUUCUUCAGGCUCCCAUACGAAGGGCUAACCCGUGGUCCUGGAGCCUUUGUUAGCGGAGUAUCCAGAGGAACAACAUCAUUUGUAAAACACAUUUCCAAAGGUACGCUGACAUCAAUUACGAACCUGGCAACAAGCCUUGCUCGGAAUAUGGAUCGACUGUCCCUGGAUGAGGAGCAUUACAACCGGCAAGAAGAAUGGAGAAGGCAACUCCCUGAGAAUCUGGGAGAAGGACUGAGACAAGGCCUCUCUCGGUUAGGCAUCAGCCUUCUAGGUGCGAUUGCUGGUAUUGUAGACCAGCCAAUGCAGAACUUCCAAAAAACGUCAGAGGCCCAGGGUUCAGCUGGACUCAAGGCCAAAGGUGUUAUCUCUGGUGUGGGGAAGGGAAUCAUGGGAGUUUUCGCUAAACCCAUUGGGGGAGCAGCUGAGCUAGUAUCACAGACCGGCUAUGGUAUUUUGCAUGGAGCUGGACUUUCUCAGCAUCCCAAACAGCGUUAUCCUCCAAGUGAUCAACAUGCUGAGCAGGCACCAAACAGCCACGUCAAAUACGUCUGGAAAAUGCUUCAGUCUCUAGGGAGGCCAGAGGCCCACAUGGCCUUGGAUGUGGUAAUUGUGAGUGGAUCAGGCCAAGAACACGAAGGAUGUUUGCUGCUUACCUCAGAGGUGCUGUUUGUGGUUAGUGUCAGUGAAGACACACAGCAACAGGCAUUUCCAGUGACAGAAAUUGAAUGUCUACAAGACAGCGAACAAAGCAACCUGCUGAAGGUGCAACUCAAGCAGCAAAGAGUCCCUUCUGAUUUGGAGGCAGAUGGAGUAAGAGAGAGAUUGUCUGAACAGCAGUACAACAGACUUUUGGACUACAUCACAAAAUCAUCCUAUCACUUUGUUCCCAGCACUUUAUCUGCGCAAACCACAGCACAAGUGGUAGCUGCCGAACCCAUUCCUACAACAGUUAAGACUUACCAGUACCUUGUUGAUCCUGUUUUUGCCCAAGUAUUCAUCAGUAAAUUUACUAUGGUAAAAAAUAAAGCCUUGAGAAAGGGGUUUAAUUGAGAACACCCAGUGGCAAGACUUGUUUUCAAUUUUUAAAGUAACAUCUAUGCAGUUGCCUAAUGUGAACUUUUAAUUUCACAUUGUAUCAAACACAUGUGUUUAAACUUUGUGGCUGGUAUAGUAGGGUAGCACUUAAAAAACAAACAAACCCACAAUAGUCUUAUUUUUUGCCCAGCCUAUAUGAAAUGUACUGAUUCUCAAUCUCUGUGCAUGAGGCAAAAAUUCAGGAAAUAUUAGUGAUGCAAACCUUGUUAUAAGCUAAGCUGUCUAGUAAAGGGAAAUGUAGCAGCCCUAUAGAAUGACAGUGAACACGUUCAGUCCAUUCUUUUAACUGGAAAUCAGACAGGCAAGGAGAAGCAAAACUCUGCAUGUUGCAGUGUUCUUGUCCCAGAAAGAAUAUCUGUGUUCUCUGUGUCCUAUUUUAGGGUCUGCCAGUUUCUAUUAUAAGCAGAAUUUAUAACUCAGCUGUAAAAACUAGCUCAGGGCUGAAACUUUUACCCUAAGUUUUCCAUCCAAUAGCAAAACAUUUACUCCCACUCCAACUGAAAGCAUUGAAGUGGCUGUUUUAAGUUACUAGUGACAGCUGGGUUUUAGCACUGCUUCAACCUUAUAAUAGCCUUCUUUAUUUGACUGAAAUUCUGCAGGACUUUAGUCCUUAAUAUAAACUAGUGCCUUUGUGUAGUUUGGAGAGCAAAAUGGUAACUACGGCAUUAAUUUAUUUUUGAAACUUCCUGUCUGUAGUAAUCUUAUUCCCCAGCAGAUUUUUCUUAAGACUUUUGAAUGUAUAUGAUGUUGUGGAUUGUUGGGCAAUACAUAAUUAUGCAAGGUAUGUCAUCUCUUAUUAUUGUGGGACCAGUAAUAUGCAUCAUAUCAAUUUUAGGAGUGGUGUUCAGUCAAGUGUAC
Molecule: messenger RNA, 13241 nt
Organism: Lacerta agilis (Sand lizard)
Lineage: Eukaryota; Metazoa; Chordata; Lepidosauria; Squamata; Lacertidae
Gene: VPS13B
Product: vacuolar protein sorting 13 homolog B
Exons: 62
Coding region: 249-12338 (4029 amino acids)
Source: RefSeq, a predicted model, not a curated record